Molecule: messenger RNA, 4062 nt
Organism: Lucilia cuprina (Australian sheep blowfly)
Lineage: Eukaryota; Metazoa; Arthropoda; Insecta; Diptera; Calliphoridae
Gene: loaf
Exons: 6
Coding region: 1-795 (264 amino acids)
Source: RefSeq, a predicted model, not a curated record
AUGACACUUGUGCGUAUACGUAAUAAUGAAAUUAUUAGUUUUGCAAUAAAUUACAUGCAAUCAUUAUGUAAAAAUCAUUUUCUCCAACAACUGUAUCGUAAAAUUGAUGGUGCCGUACUCUGGUCACAGAAUGAACGUAAUCUUGACUGUAUCAUCACCUUUCAAACGCAUUCAAUAUUACAAAGAUUCAUGUUACGCUUCGAUAUGUUGCAAUUGGAUUGUAAUGAUCAUUUGUAUGUGUACGAUGGUGCACAUGCUGUGGCAACACCCAAGAUUGAUAUAUCAUGUCGUCAGACAAAACAAACAGUGAGUUCAAUAUUGACACGUACCAAUUUUGUUACACUUAAAUAUGUAACAGACAAUUGGGGUACAGAUGCGAAUGGUUUCAAAUUGGUUAUAACAUCCGUUAAAGAUCCAAGUGAGACCGCUAGUACAGUAUUUGGCAUGGAUAUGACAUGGUUCGUCAUGAUUGUGGUUAGUAUCCUGCUGAUAUUAAGUGCGGCCAUAGUGGGCAUAACAAUAUGUGUGUGUCGGCGACAAGAAGAAACCAAUAACCAACAAAAUACGGCCAUACAAUUACAUCACAAUUUGGCCGAAACGAAUGGCUCGUCGAAACAUCUGCAUUAUACACAUGGCGGUACGCUGACAAGAGAACAUACACAAUUACCGCCCACGUCGGGAAACUGGCAUCACCCUGCGGGACCAUACACCGGGUACCACCGCAUGCAACACAAUUACUUGAAGAUGGCCACCAAAGUCCGUCCCAUCUUGUGCUUGGCAAAUUUCGUCAAUUAGGUCAAGAUCUAAAUACAAAUUCAGUCAAUAAUCUAGGAUUAUCACAAACCAAUAUCGCCGUCAAUAAUACGGCCGCCCAAAAUGCAGCCAAUGCUCAAAAGGAUGAGUGGUUUGUUUGAGACAACUAGUCCAACUACGACAAGACCCGCGCUUAUUGAACUGAAUUUCAAUUUAGAUUUUUUAUCUACACUUAAGACAAAAAGAAGAAAAAUAAAUUGACGAAAAAAACUUUUUGACAAAAAAAAUUUUACAAUUAUUUUUGUUAAACAAAAUUUGCACAGCAUUAAAUGAAGACUGUUAAAUAACUUUUUAAUAACAACAAUUAUUAAGUUUUUUGGUGGACAUCACCCAGCAGGGUGUGUUAAUAAGAGAUUUAAAGUACCCAAAUCUCUUAGGCUAAAUAUGAAAAUGAAAAUUACCAACAAAAACAAAAACAUUAUAAAAUAUAAAUGAAACUAAAAUUAAAUUAAAUUAUUUUCUAAUUAGAACAAGAAAAAAAACCAAAACAAUUCAUAAUGUAAAUAAUUUAUAAAUAUUUAAUUGAUUUAAUUAAUUUUUUUUAUCAAAAUUCUUAUUCAUUUUUCAAUUAACAUGAACAUCUAUUCCAACAUUUCUAAAGGCUUGUUCUAGAAAUUUGUUUAGUUCUAAAAAGAACAAUAUUUGCUAAAGAUCUUGUUCUAAAGACAACAUGUUUUUCUAAAGAUCUUCCGUUAUAAAAAGAGAGCACAACUUGUUUUUAAGAGAAUAAAUAUGUUUAUUAUUUUAAAAAGAACAAGAUUUUCUAAAUAACAAUCUUGUUCUUAAUAGCGUAAUUAUUUUCUAUAUAGAAUAGGAUUUUCUCUUAGAACGUGGUUGCUAUUAAAAGAUCAUGAUUUUUCUAAAGAAAUUUCUGAUCACCAAAUGAUUUUUAAAGAUUAAGACAACAAGAUCGUUGUUCUGAAAAGAAUGACCUUUUUCUAUAAGAAACAUGAUUUCUCUUAAAACGAUCUUGUUAUAAAUAGAUUGAGAUUUUAAAGAAAAUAGAUCUUGCUCUCUUUAGUUUCUAAAAAAGUAAUGUUUUAAAGGGAACGAGAUUUUCUAUAGAAAUAUUUUGCGGUUCUUGCUCUAAAGAGUAUGAUACCGAUGUAAAGAGCUUUCUUGCACUCCUUAUUUCUUUGUUAUUAUUAAGAGAACAAAAUUUCCUUAAACAAUACGAUCUUUCCUAAAAAGAUAUCUUGUUGCGAACAGAAAGAUCUUUUCUAAAGAAUAGAUCUUAUUAUAAAUAGAGCUCUUCAUCCUAAAAAAAGAUUCUAAUCUAAAGAAAACAAUAAGAUUUCGGCAGAAAAAUCUUUUUCUAACGAGAGUAAGAUUAUCUAUGGUGGGAUCAGGGUGUUUAAAAACAACUUACUCUCUAAAAAGCGACCUAAGAACGAUCUUAUUUCUAUAGAACGAUCAUGUUCUAAAUAGAACAAAAAUUUAUCGAAUAAAGAAUGAUCUUGUUCACUUAAGUUUCUAAAAAAGAAUUCAUUCUAAAGAGUAUUUGAGAAAGUACAUGUUCUAAAGAGAACGAGAUUUUCUUUAGAAAUAUCUUCACGGUUCUUGCUCUAAAGUUAUUCUAGACCAAGAUUCUAAUAUAAAGAGCACAUGAUUUGCUUAAGCAAGUAAUGAGCUUGUUUGCACUCUGUACUGCAAGAUGACAGCUAAUUUUUCACUCUCUACCUAUAACUGCUCUAAAGAAUGAUGUUGUUCUAAAGAGAAGAAUUUCUCCUUAAGAAUAUCCUGUUCCAAAAAUAACGAUAUUUUCUAAAAAAAAAAUACAUCUUGUUCUAAAUAGAACACAACUUCCUAAAGAAGGAUCUAAAGGAUAAUCUAAUGUAAACAAUAAGAUUUCAGCAGAAAGAUCUUGUUCUAACAAGAACAAGGGGAAGCUUACUCUCUGCAAAGCGAUCUUUUUACAAAGUGUUAAGACUUUCUGUCAGGAAGCUUACUCUCUGCAAAGCGAUCUUAUUACAAAGUGUUAAGACUUUCUCUAGAACAAUCUUAUUUCUAUAAAAUGAUCUUGUUCUAAAUAGAAUAAAGCUUUAUAAAGUAAGAUUCUGUUAGAGCAUAAACAUAAGUUCUGACAAAAAAAAGCUCUUGUUCUAAAGAAAGAAAGAUCAUGUUUUAUAGAACGAUCUUUUACUUAAAUGUUCUCAGAUUGUGAAAAUGAACAUUAUUUUGUAAAGAAAGAUCCUGUUCUAAAGAGAACAACAAGGUUUUCUACAGAAAAGUCUUUGUUCUAAAGAGAAUUCGAGUUUUUAUUUAAGAUCUUUUUCUUAAGAAAACAAAACUCUCUAAACAGCGAUCUUAUUCCAAACGAGCAAGCCUUUUUAAAGAACAAUCAUAUUAUAAAAAGAAUCUUUCUUUCUAAAGAGAAAUGUUGUUUUUAUAAGAUCCUGUUCUUAAGAGAACAACCUGUUUUUCUACAAAAAAAAUCUUGUUCUCAUAAAAACAAAACUUUCUAAAGAGCGAUCUUAUUCAAUAAGAGCAAGACUUUAUAAAGAUCGAUCACAUUAUAAAAAGAAUCAUCCUUUCUAAAGAGAAACCUUGUUCUUAAGAGAUCUUGUUCUAAAGAGAAAAAUAAGUUUUUCUAUAAAAAAUAUCUUGUUCUCAAGUAAAAACAAAACAUUCUAAAGAGCGAUCUUAUUCCAAAAGAGCAAGACUUUCUAACGAUCGAUCAUUUUAUAAAAAGAAUCAUCCUUUUGUUGUUGUUGAAGAUCUUGUUCUCAAGAAAAUAGAACUCUCUAAAGAGCGAUCUUAUUCCCAAAGAGCAAAACUUUCUAAAGAACGAUCAUAUUAUUCCUUUCUAAAGAGAAAUAUUAUUCUUAAGAGAUCCUGUUCUAAAUAGAACAAUAAGUUUUUUUUACAAAAAGAUCUUGUUCUCAAGAAAACAAAUUUUUCUAAAUAGAGAUCUUAUUACAAAAGAAUCAUAAUUCCUAAAGAGAAAUAUUGUUCUUAAGAGAUCCUGUCCUGUUAAGUGGUUUUCUACAAAAAGAUCUUUUUUAGAAGAAAACAAAACUGUGUAAAGAGCGAGCAAGACUUUCUCAAGAGCGAUCGUAUAAUAAAGAGAAAUGUUUUUCUUAAGACAACAGCAACAAAUUCUCAAGUAAAUAAUACUCUCCAAGUGCGAUCUUGUUCGAAAAAGAACAGUUCGAUCUUUUCUCAAGAUCUUAUUCAAAAGAGAAAAGUCUGGUGGUGAAGAGAACAAUCUUUUUGAAUGAAAGAUUUUGUUCUAAAAAGAAAUUAAAA